Molecule: messenger RNA, 690 nt
Organism: Batrachochytrium dendrobatidis JAM81
Lineage: Eukaryota; Fungi; Chytridiomycota; Chytridiomycetes; Rhizophydiales
Exons: 3
Coding region: 1-690 (229 amino acids)
Biological process (GO): spindle assembly
Cellular component (GO): HAUS complex; cytosol
Source: RefSeq, a predicted model, not a curated record
AUGACGACACUAGGAGUCAAUUCUUUGGUUUCGAUUCAAGGUUUGGUCAUGACAUUGUCUUGUAUGAAUCAAGCAAAGAGGCUUGAUGCUCACAACAACAACAACAACACUACUCUCGCUCUCGAUGUUCUAACUCACACUUCUCUCUCUCUUGGUUUGGCUGCUUCUACUUCCAUCAAUGAUUUACUGAUUGCAUUAUCAGACACUUUGGCUACUGCUCACUCUCUUGAAUCCAUCAAAUCAACUCAAACUGUUUUACUUGAACGAUUGACUGCUGCUUCCUUGUCUGGAAGGUCAUUGGCUACUAGUCUUGAGCAAAGAGAGAGACAUGAGAGUGCUUCUGCUGCUCGAAUGGUUUCUAAAUGGUCUCAAAACAAGAACAUGCUAGAAUCCAAGCGCAUCGACUACAUGACUCGUCUGGAUGAAAUGCAGGAUAUCUCCGAUACAGUACACAACUUGAUCCCAAACGAUUUACAAGUAUUGGACAAUCAGACACAACUCGCUGCACAAAAGACCAACACUAUGGCACAUAGGCUUGAAUCUCUUCAACAUUUACCACCAGAUAUCUUGCUUGCACAACUCAAACUAGAUCAACUAAAAGAAAAGGUUCGACAGAGAAACCUUGUUAGACAUGAACUCAUGACUGCUGCUUUGAUUGCAAACACCAGUGUGCCAGGUUCUUCCAAUUAG